GCGCCGAAGGCGACGACCACCACGGCGAGUCCGGGCCCCACGGCGACCGCGGAGGCGGCGUGGACGUGUCACACCUACGUGGGCGUCAUCGGCCGCGCGAACUGCGAGAAGGGAGCUGCCGAUGGCAUGGAGCACAAGUUCUUCGGUGCCGCAAACCCCUGCCGGUGCUGGUGCUGCAAGCGGCCUGCAGAUGGGAACGUGACCUCGGCGACGACCAUGACAACGGCAACCACAACGAUGUCCGUGUCGACGACCACGUCAGUGAGCGAAACGACAGUCUCCGUGAGCGAAACGACUGUCUCCGUGUCGACGACCACGACCAUGAGCGACACAACGAUCUCCGUGUCGACGACCACGACCGUGAGUGACACAACGGUCUCUACGUUCACAGUAAUCUCUGUGACGACUCCGAGGCCCAUAAUGACGACGCUAGUAUCUGCGACGACGAGGCCAGAGCCCAAUUCUCUAGAAGCCGCCAAGCAGAACUGCUCGAUGUACGACGGCAUCACGCAUUUCAAUGCGGUCCUCCCUCCUCCCUCCUGCGUGGACGUAAUUAUCCAUCCUUGCUUUUAUCUUCCUGCUUCGUCAUGA
This is a messenger RNA of Prorocentrum cordatum, 591 nucleotides long. The record is from the annotation of a GenBank genome assembly. NCBI's taxonomy places the organism in Eukaryota, Dinophyceae, Prorocentrales, Prorocentraceae.